CCGGCGCAGCGCCGCAGCGGCAGCCUCCGCCCCCCGCACGGUGUGCGCGCCCGCGGUCAGGGCGGCCGGAGUCCCGAACUAGUCCGAGCGAGCCCCGGCGGCUACCGCACUCCCGGACCCGCCGACGGGACACCUCGGCGACCGCCCGAGUCCCCGCCUCGCCGCCGCCGCCGCCGCCUCUGGGCGGCCAGGAGACGCAGCCACCGCGCACAGCCGCCUCACUCUGUCCGGGAUUAAUUAGGGAGAUCAGGAGCCAGCGCUUCGGGGACAGCAAUGCGACCCUCCGAGACGGCGGGAGCCGCGCUCCUGGUGCUACUGGCUACGCACUUCCAGGCAACUUGGUCGCUGGAGGAAAAGAAAGUUUGCCAAGGCACAAGUAACAAGCUCACCCAGUUGGGCACUUUUGAAGACCACUUUUUGAGCCUCCAGAGGAUGUUCAAUAACUGUGAAGUGGUCCUUGGGAAUUUGGAAAUUACGUAUGUGCAGAGGAAUUAUGACCUUUCCUUCUUAAAGACCAUCCAGGAGGUUGCAGGCUAUGUCCUUAUCGCCCUCAACACUGUGGAGAGGAUUCCUUUGGAAAACUUGCAGAUCAUCAGAGGAAAUGUGCUCUAUGAAAACACCUAUGCCCUCGCGGUCUUAUCCAACUAUGGUACAAAUAAAACUGGACUGAGAGACCUGCCCAUGCGAAACUUACAGGAAAUCCUGCUUGGUGCUGUGAGAUUCAGCAACAACCCUGUCCUCUGCAACGUGGAGACUGUCCAGUGGCGGGACAUUGUCCACAGUGACUUUCUGAGCAAUAUGUCAGUAGACUUUCAGAACAAUCUGGCCAGUUGCCAAAAGUGUGAUCCAAGCUGUCCCAAUGGAAGCUGUUGGGGUGCAGGAGAGGAAAACUGCCAAAAACUGACCCAAACCAUCUGUGCCCAGCAGUGUUCAAAGCGCUGCCGGGGCAGGUCCCCCAGCGACUGCUGCCACAACCAGUGUGCGGCCGGCUGCACAGGCCCCCGGGAGAGUGACUGCCUGGCCUGCCGCAAGUUCCGAGAUGAAGCCACGUGCAAGGACACCUGCCCGCCCCUGAUGCUGUACAACCCCACCACAUACCAGAUGGAUGUGAACCCAGAGGGCAAAUACAGCUUUGGCGCCACGUGUGUGAAGAAAUGCCCACAUAACUAUGUGGUGACAGAUCACGGCUCGUGCGUCCGCUCCUGUGGACCUGACAGCUAUGAAGUGGAGGAAGAUGGCGUCCGCAAAUGUAAAAAGUGCGAAGGGCCUUGUCGCAAAGUCUGUAAUGGAAUAGGAAUUGGUGAAUUUAAGGACACACUUUCCAUAAAUGCUACAAAUAUUAAACACUUCAAAAAUUGCACCUCCAUCAGUGGGGAUCUUCAUAUCCUGCCAGUAGCAUUUAGGGGGGACUCCUUCACACGUACUCCACCUCUAGAUCCAAAGGAACUGGAUAUUCUAAAAACUGUAAAGGAAAUAACAGGGUUUUUGCUAAUUCAAGCUUGGCCUGAAAACAGGACUGACCUCCACGCUUUUGAGAACCUAGAAAUCAUACGCGGCCGAACAAAGCAACAUGGUCAGUUUUCUCUUGCGGUGGUGGGCCUGCACAUAACAUCCCUUGGAUUACGCUCCCUCAGGGAGAUAAGUGAUGGAGACGUGAUAAUUUCAGGAAAUCAGAAACUGUGCUAUGCAAAUACAAUAAACUGGAAAAAAUUAUUUGGGACGUCAAGUCAGAAAACGAAAAUUGUAAACAACAAAGCGGUAAAUGAGUGCAAGGCCAUAAACCAUGUUUGUAAUCCCUUGUGCUCAUCAGAGGGCUGCUGGGGUCCAGAGCCCAAAGACUGUGUCUCCUGCUGGAAUGUCAGCCGUGGCAAGGAAUGUGUGAAGGAGUGCAACAUUCUGGAAGGGGAGCCCCGGGAGUUCGUGGAGAAUUCCGAGUGCCUACAGUGCCAUCCCGAGUGCCUGCCCCAGGUCAUGAACAUAACCUGCACAGGACGUGGUCCUGACAACUGCAUAAAGUGUGCCCACUACAUUGACGGCCCUCACUGCGUCAACACCUGCCCGGCUGGUAUCAUGGGUGAAAAUAACACCCUGGUCUGGAAGUACGCGGAUGCCAAUCACGUGUGCCACCUGUGCCAUCCAAACUGUACCUACGGUUGUGCUGGGCCUGGUCUUCAAGGCUGUGCAACAAAUGGGCCCAAGAUCCCAUCCAUUGCCACUGGAAUUGUGGGCGGCCUCCUCUUGGUGGUGGUGGUGGCCCUUGGGAUUGGCCUCUGCAUGCGAAGGCGCCACAUUGUCCGGAAGCGCACAUUACGCAGACUGCUGCAGGAAAGAGAGCUUGUUGAGCCUCUUACGCCCAGCGGAGAAGCUCCCAACCAAGCUCUCUUGAGGAUCUUAAAGGAAACAGAAUUUAAAAAGAUCAAAGUGCUUGGCUCAGGAGCAUUUGGCACCGUGUACAAGGGCCUCUGGAUCCCAGAAGGAGAGAAGGUUAAAAUUCCUGUGGCUAUCAAGGAAUUACGGGAGGCGACGUCUCCAAAAGCCAACAAGGAGAUUCUUGAUGAAGCCUACGUGAUGGCCAGUGUGGACAAUCCCCACGUGUGCCGCCUGCUGGGCAUCUGCCUGACCUCGACGGUCCAGCUCAUCACACAGCUCAUGCCCUUCGGCUGCCUCCUGGACUACAUCCGCGAGCACAAGGACAACAUCGGUUCCCAGUACCUACUCAACUGGUGUGUGCAGAUCGCAAAGGGCAUGAAUUACCUAGAAGACCGCCGCUUGGUGCACCGCGACCUGGCGGCCAGGAACGUCCUGGUGAAGACGCCACAGCAUGUCAAAAUCACCGAUUUUGGACUGGCCAAACUGCUUGGGGCUGAGGAGAAGGAAUACCACGCAGAAGGAGGCAAAGUGCCUAUUAAAUGGAUGGCUUUGGAAUCAAUUUUACACCGAAUUUAUACCCAUCAAAGUGAUGUCUGGAGCUACGGUGUCACAGUUUGGGAGCUGAUGACCUUUGGAUCCAAGCCUUAUGACGGAAUCCCUGCAAGCGAGAUCUCAUCCAUCCUAGAGAAAGGAGAGCGCCUUCCCCAGCCACCCAUAUGCACGAUCGAUGUCUACAUGAUCAUGGUCAAAUGCUGGAUGAUAGAUGCAGACAGUCGCCCCAAGUUCCGUGAAUUGAUCGUGGAAUUCUCCAAAAUGGCCCGGGACCCCCAGCGCUAUCUUGUCAUUCAGGGGGAUGAAAGGAUGCAUUUGCCAAGCCCCACAGACUCCAAUUUUUAUCGUGCCCUGAUGGAUGAAGAGGACAUGGAAGAUGUUGUAGAUGCAGACGAGUACCUCAUCCCACAGCAGGGAUUCUUCAACAGCCCCUCCACAUCUCGGACCCCUCUCCUAAAUUCUCUGAGUGCAACCAGCAACAAUUCCACUGUGGCCUGCAUUGACAGAAACGGGCAGAGCUGUCCAGUCAAGGAAGACAGCUUCUUGCAGCGGUACAGUUCAGACCCCACGGGAGCCUUGACCGAGGACAACAUAGAUGACAGUUUCCUUCCAGUGCCAGAAUACAUAAACCAAUCUGUUCCCAAAAGGCCUGCGGGCUCGGUCCAGAACCCUGUGUAUCACAAUCAGCCUCUGAACCUAGCUCCUGGCAGAGAUCCUCACUACCAAAAUCCCCACAGCAACGCAGUGGCCAACCCUGAGUAUCUCAACACCUCCCAGCCCACCUGUGUCAACGGCGUGUUUGACAGCCCCAUCUCCUGGGCCCAGAAAGGCAACCACCAAAUUAGCCUGGACAACCCUGACUACCAACAGGACUUCUUUCCCAAGGAAGCCAAGCCAAAUGGCCUCUUUAAGGUUCCGGCAGCGGAAAAUGCAGAGUACCUGAGGGUCGCACCACCAAGCAGUGAAUUUAUUGGAGCAUGACAAUGGAGGAUAACAGCCAUAGAAAUUCCAGACUCUGCAGCCACCCAGGACCAAGCCACGGCAGCUACUACAGUACUGAUAGCCACGUCCCGGUUAACGCUCAGGCCCGUGGACUGAUUUUGCACCAUUUCCUCUGAUCGGCCCAUUUUCCAACCAGGAAGCGCCCCUCUGCUCUGAUGUACUUUGGGAAGUCGCAGGUACAUUCCUUUUCUUCAAACUGGGUGGCUUUCCAAAAAAUGCACCCAGCAAGAAUGUUGUCCAUUUGGGCAGAAGUUUACCUCUCGAUGAGGUAUAUUUGGGAAAAACACACACACACGCAUGUAUAUAUAGGGAGUUUCAUUGCUCGGGAAUCUUUGGGGCUUUUAGUUGUCCUUAUUUGUUUUGUUUUUAAUGGGCUCUUCCAACAAGGAAGAAACUUGCCUGUAGCACCUGCUACACUGAGUUGAUCCAGGCCAAACUGUGACUGAGGAGCAUGGGCUACAAGUCUUCCAACGAAUAUGUGAUCCCUUUGGCUCUGCCUCAAGACUCUUCCAUUUCAAGACAGUUGAAAAAAAGAAGUCCUCCAUGCUCUAAGGAAGGCUGACUGGUACUAUAUCUAAUCAUGGCAAGGUACAGAAGGAUAAGCCACUUUGUCCCUGCCUGGGCAAAAAAGAAACAGGUGGGGGAGUUCUGCCUCAGACUUAAAUUUUGUACAAAUGUGUCUCCAUGGUACUUCCUCCCCAUUGUUUGUUCAGUGUUUGCUAAUCAUGAGUAUUAGACUUGUUUAUUUUGCAUUCCAUUGUUUUGAACCUUGAUAUGAUUUCCCUGGCUUGCUGUCAUUAAGUCAGCAAGAGGAGACGGUACAUCAAAAAACAGCUAAGAGUCUAGCUCACAUUUGAUUCAUCGACAUUCAGACCAAUAGCCUUUAAUUAAGGUGGAACAAAAAUGCAAAAGUUCACACAGAAACACAGCCCCUGAUUUUGUGUCUUAGAUAAAAGGCAUCAAGUCCUUUGGGGUACAUAUCAGGAGACUACAAAAUGAAGCUACUCUUAAAACUCAUUCAGACUUACCCUCUUCUCCCCUCUCCACAGCAAAAAAUUAAUUUAGGGUACUCAUGGAAGAUAAUUUUCUUUUUAUCUCACUUUAAAACUUUUUUACUCAAGGAAUACUUUGUGCCUCCCAGCUAAGCUGUCCCGAAAGCCUCUCUCUGCCCUUCGUGGGGGAAAAAUAAAGGUUCUAGGUCCUAUGGCAACUAUGCAAGAAUUUACAGCCCAAGGCAUGGUAGGUACGUUUUAUGGGCAGAAAUAAAGAUAAAAUAAUUUUAGUGUGGAAUUUAAAUGGUAAAUAUUAAAUUAGAGUUGAAAAUGUAUGCUCUUGCCUUAACAACAUCAAAACAUGUUUUAGAAGAAAAAAAUUUCCCUUUUAAAAUAAUUUCACUAGAGAUUGGGGGAUCCAGCUAGUUAGGAUCCCAACUUUUUCUCUGAUCUGUGUGUCCCUGCAACCUGACUGGCUAAACGGCAGUCCUUUGUAGAAAGUGCUUUGAAUAUUCUUCAGUCUCGACAUCCAUCCUUUCCAGUUUCUCAAAGAAGCAAUGUUUCAGACACUGUUUUGGGACUGCAAACGUGCUCAACCACACACACAUGCAAAUUUUUCCUUGUGGUUUUAAUUAUUUAAAUAUUUUGUCACCAAAAUAUUGGCUUUUGUCUCAGUGGAAAUAAAACAAUAAUCUAGUCAAUUCCAUUACAUUUGCAAAUACUUUUAAGCACCUAUACCAGCCAGGCACAGACACUACAGAUAGCAAAAUAGAUAAAACAUAAUCCCCAGCUCCAAGAAACUCACAAUUUAGCAAAGGAGAUGGAUUCAUAAACACAGCCUUAAAACUAUACAACAAAGGUAGGCCACACGUGUCGGCCAAGCACUACAAGAGCACAGAGGGGAUUCUACCUGGGGAGAUCAAGUUGGCAAUAUAAGAAUUGGAAGAUGACCAAGGUUUAAGCCAGAAGGCGAAUGGAAAGUGCAUUCCCAGGAGAGGGAACUCUGAACCAGGAAGCAUCUGACAGAAGAGUCCACUCAGAAAGUAGUUUUAAAGGCAGAGUUAAGUCAUCUGAACAAGCUACUCUCCUUCAAGUCUAGGAAUUAGGCUUGUAGCAUUCCCCAACUCCCUUGAAUUCAUUCAUUGGAGUUGUAGGGCUGUCUUCUUUGAAAAUGAUUAGUGAUAAAACUGAGCAACAAAUUUGAAAUUUCAUGUCAUUGUCAUUCAACUGCUUUCAUUUUUCAUUCACUUCAGAAAAUAGCUUAUUCAGAACGUGGAAAAUGAAUGAUAUCUAUUCUGCUACCACUUACUUAUCAAGAAGAGAUAGAUGAUCGAGGGAGGGCAAUUGUAACCCAGUCAAAUUGUAGCAAGUGAAAUCCUAGUAUUUUUGUAAUUUGAAAUAUUUUACUAUAACAUAAUAAACAGCAAAAACUAUUCAAGCUUUCUUCUCCUUUGUAUUUCAGUUUUCUUGCAGAAAAAUUAGUUGAUAAAUUCUAUUAAUUUUAAGAUUGUGUUUACCAAAAUGCUCUCACUCUGUCUGCCCAGGAAGGAGCAGGGAACUUGUGGGAUCUACCAGGCCCCAGCCCUCUCCAAGACCCCCCCUCGUCUUUGUGGACUGGUCAGGAAAACUCAGCUGAGUUCCGUUAUUUCAAUAUCAUAGCCUGAAUUGGACAUAUCUCAAAGUUUAGAAUCUGUCCCUUCCAUUCUUCCUCAUUAACGAUCUAUUGUUUCUUCCACAAUCAGUGUAUGGAAAGUCUUUCCCCAUGACCCCAGCCUCAGAUCAGGUCUUUGGAAACACAGUUCAAGGUAAAUUAAGUGAAGAGUUGGGGGCUCACAUUUACAAUGGCCACAAACCUUACAUACAUUUUCUCAUUUAAUCUCUAAGGAGUCCCUAUAGUUAUACCAUAAAAAAGAAAAGAAAGAAAGGUUAAAUUUGCUAUGAAUCCAGAUUGCCACUGAUUUCAUAACAAUGAACACCAUGGAGACAUUAUAUUACAUCCCAGAUGACAAUAAGACAAAGUAUUUGUUGAAAGUUCUUAAUUCUGUGCCUUAACAACCCCCAAAUUACAGACAUAACCAUGAACUGGCAAAAGCACAAAAAGCUUGACUAUUACGGGAAUCGCCUGGGUCCCAACCAAAAAGAUUCUGACUUAAUUUGUCUGAGAUGCAGCCUGGACCCAGGGAUUCUUUAAAAGCUCCCUGGGGUUAUUCUGGUGUGCAUCUGAGUUCUGGUAGAAAGGGAAAGCUUUAGAGUGGAAAACCACAGCACUGGGCCCGUUGACCUUCAACUCACUCCUUGCCCUCCUUAGGCCUCAGGUUGCACACGUGUAAGAUGGGGCCAUUGAACUCUGGUGAUUCACGGGUCUCACCCGCACUGCACACUACCCUCACCUCUUCAAUUUAAAGCAAAUGAUGUCUGGGUUCCCCAUCAGACCAAUUAAAUCAGAAUCUCAGGGGCUCCCCCAAGUGAUUCUAAUGGGCAAUCAGAGUUGAAAACCUCUACAGUCUCUUCCAGUUAUACAAGCCUGUGAUUCUACACUGUGCCCCCAAGAAAGGCAGAGUAGCAUAAAAGAAACGGUGUGAUAAAGAUUCCCAGAUGCAACAGACAGAACAAUUUGCAAUUGCUAAUAGGCCAAGACUUGGCCACUAGAUCCCAUAGUAAAACCCUCCAAUUCACUGUCACCAGCACUUGAUUCUAAAAGUGGCAAAUAACCCAAAUCUGAGCAUUAUUAGAGUCCUGGCACACUUUGCACUUAUUUUAAGAAAUAAGUUCUAAAAAAUCAACCUUUCCCCAAUGAAUGAGCAGCUUGCUCCUUCUUAAGUGACAGCUGCUGAAGUUGCCCUUAAAGUCUACCUUGCAUUUCUAUCUUUUGAUAAGCGCACAUUUUUAUUGCAAGAUAAUUCUCUGUUUUUAUUGCCUUGACUGGGGGCUGUAAAAUCUCAAUGAAUAGAAAUCGCUGCCUCUUUGAUCAGCCACAACUGCCAUAUCAAGGGGACCUGUUAGGACAACUAGAAACACAUUCCGACAGGAUUUGUAAAUGUAAAUCUAGUUUUGUAACUUUUUAGAAUUUUGUAAGGAAUAUUUUUAGGAAAACUCAUUUUUCUACUAAAAAAAAAAAACAGUUUACUUUAGAAAAACAGCAGUAGAAUCAAAAUUUGAAAAUGAAACCUUUGCUUUUUCUAACAUAGGUACAAUCUCAUUGCAGAGCUAAGCUAGGUCAUCAGCCUGGUAAAGAGGAGAAUCAGCAUUUUGAUAUGUGUAAAAUUAGGAAAUACAGAAAUAGUACAUUUAGUUUCAGUAUUGGUCUGAACCAAUCAGGUUCUGUUAAGUCUGUUAGGGCAAUGUUAAUUAAAAGGGAUUACUGUCUGUUAUCACUAAUAAGAGAACUAAACUGCAUUCCAUAUGCAAAUCACCUGCCACUAUGACCCUGUAAAUAUAAGAAAAGCAAUAACAUAGCACUUGGUUGGUUUAUAUGUACUAAUCUGACUUUUGAGACAAAUUAUUUUAUUUUUAUAUUUACUACUGAUAUGCAUUUACCAGUAUAGACUAUUUGAGAAAUUUCAGGAAAGCCCUCUUAAGGUUCAGUCUUCUUUGAAUACUCAAUACACUGAUGAAAUCCAUUAACAAACUUAUUAAGUCUAACGAUGACCACCCAAGAGCCCUGGCUGUGCAGUGAAAUCACCUGGGGAGCUUUUAAAAACCUUGAGGUUCAAGAGCACCACAGACCAAAUAAAUAUGAAUUUCUAGGAGUGAAACCUAGGCACCCUACUUUAUGAAGCUCUUUCAACCAUUCCCAUGUGUAACAAGGUGGAGAACCACCAGCCUAGAGUUUAAUCACUGGUGCCUGAACUUGCAGGCAAAUUCUCCUGAUGGAAGGACCUCCAAUGUGGCCACCCGAGAAUGGGAGAGGAGAAGAUCUUCCUAACUGAUGAAAGGAAAGGAAAUAUAGAAUGGCCACCCUUUUUCCAUUUACUAAGCUUGCUGUCUCUACAAAAGUGGCCUGAUAGUGAAUAAAGAUAGUGAGCAUUCUUGCUCCUUGUGUAACCCUAAAUUGUUGCCCUCUCAUAGCAACCAAGCAACUGCUAUUUUCCAGGGUGAAAGAAAACAUCGACCUAUCAGUUAACAUUACAAGGGACAGUAAGAGGAUCACAUGAGUAGUUGCAUGGUGUUUAUAAAACCAAGAGCCCAAGAAGAGAAUUUGUGCAUUUAAAAAAUAUUUUUAACAUCUAAUUCAUAAAUUAUACCUGGGAUAAAAACUGAAACAACUAGUUACGUUUUUAUUCUUUUAUCAUGUCUGUCCUAUCCGGAUUUCAAGCAGAAGUAUUAAGAAUCAGCCCUUUGUCACCCAGCAGAUAAAACUACAAGGGAAAUAUAAAUACAAAUAUUUUUAAAUACAUAUACACAUUUUUUUAAAAAAAGAAAGCAACUCAAUUGACCUUAUUUGGCUACAAAAUAACCUUGCUAUAUAACAUAAUCUCUCAGAAAUUAAGAGGGCACAUGGAUCUAAUGACCAAUAUUAGAGAUGAUAAUGUAACUGAUUAAUAACAGGCAGCAGUAACUUCAUUGCUGAAAACUCAAGCAAAAGCUUUAUGGUUUCUAUAUAUGGUACAUUUUAACAUUUUAAAAUUUUGCAAUGAAGAAAACAAUAUUUGUACAAAUGAAAAGCAAAAUUCUCUUUUACAUGGAUUAUACUGUUGAUCAGAAGAUAUUGUUUGUAUAUUGAGUGUUUAAAAAUUAGAUGUAUAUUAUUCAUUGUUCUUUACUUGUAAGUACCUUCUAAUAAUAUUGUAUUCUGUGGUUACAA
This is a messenger RNA of Choloepus didactylus (southern two-toed sloth), 9720 nucleotides long. RefSeq names its product epidermal growth factor receptor (gene EGFR). The transcript is spliced from 28 exons. NCBI's taxonomy places the organism in Eukaryota, Metazoa, Chordata, Mammalia, Pilosa, Megalonychidae. Gene Ontology annotation, cellular component: signaling receptor complex; basal plasma membrane. The record is from RefSeq and is a predicted model, not a curated record. Bases 274 to 3903 code for a protein of 1209 amino acids. Gene Ontology annotation, biological process: protein phosphorylation; multicellular organism development; cell surface receptor protein tyrosine kinase signaling pathway. Gene Ontology annotation, molecular function: epidermal growth factor binding; ATP binding; epidermal growth factor receptor activity.